AUGGAGGAGGGUGCAGAGGAUGACCCAAAGCCGACCCCUACCAGCUCAGAGGAUACGAUAUCCGAGCCACCGAGUAUCCCAACAGAUUCUUAUGAAGCUCAAGUCAAUGUGGUGAAUAGACACAACGGAAGGAAGCACCAUGGACAUAACAAGAAGCGAGGUGCUAGAGCUCCCGACUACAAGACGACUUCCGUAGAUGGUUCUAACAUGAACGAAGAGUCUACCCAAGAGCCUCGCCCGACUUCUUCUCCAGAUUGGGUCGUUUGGCCCACUUCCUUCCACGUCUCCUCUACGUCGGUUCAUUUUCUUCUGCGCUAUUGUCCAGCGCAAAGAAUCUUUGAAGAACACCUGAAUUUGGACAUUCUCACUGGUAAUGUCAAUUCUGAAGAUCAUCUGUCGACGUGCCGUCACGCGGAAUUUUGCAACCAAACUCCUUUUAUCGAACUGAUGGGCUCAAUAUAUCCAAAAUCUGGUGACCAGGUCUUGCCUUUCAUCCAACACGCCCUCUACUGGCCGCUUCCCUCCAUAAUGGUAGCGUACAGCUAUGGAACUAUCAAAUGGGCACAUUGGUUGAUCGAUUUGAUGAGCAUGAUG
Molecule: messenger RNA, 594 nt
Organism: Acaulospora colombiana
Lineage: Eukaryota; Fungi; Glomeromycota; Glomeromycetes; Diversisporales; Acaulosporaceae
Source: the annotation of a GenBank genome assembly